GCCCACUGUGACUCAUUUGUCACAUUGGAAACGAAAGGCUGUGGUCUAUCUGUGGUACAGUGUGUUGAAACUGAAUUAAACAUCGAAUCAUAUGAGCAAAGGCAGCUUCAAAAUUAUUUAUGAUUGCGUCGUCCGCAACAACACUGAAAUAUUCCUAUACGAUUCAGUGCGCUCCUAUAAAAAAAGGCAUAGCAGCGGGCUUUCUGUAUUUCCUGGUUACUGCAGCAUUAUCAAUGUGUAUACAGGCCUGUACUGUGUUGACUGACUGGUUAUGAUACGAGUGGGACGGAACUGGGUUGGGCCGAUUCGAAUAGCACUUAGCCUUUUAGGAUUUCCAUUUUGCCUCUGCACCUCAGGAAUCAGGCCUCUCACCUCAUUCUCUCCUGACCAGUUUAUUGCCAGAGUUAGUAAAAGCCUCAGUACCAGUGGCUGUAGUCUGUGUGUGCUACCGCCCAGUGUCUUCACCAUGCCCUGCUCGGCCCCUCACAACAAGGCCAGAUGCCCAAAGUACCCCGGCUCAGAGACACAGCGGUUCCCAGUGCCUGAUGACAAAGUUGACUGGAAUACUGAUUGGCCCCAGUACAGACCAGUGGGCUACACUGCCCCAUCUGUGCUCAUCAAGCCUGUAUGGGCCGAUCAGGACAUCAGGUCUUUCUCCCCACGGUUUAACGCUCUGGAUGGCAAUGUGGACAGACGGAGUCACGAGGGAGACUACAGAGUGGAGCAAGGCAUGCCACUAAAUCCUCGCGGCCGCACUGGUUUGACUGGGAGAGGUUUGCUGGGACGGUGGGGACCCAAUCACGCAGCAGAUCCCAUUGUUACCAGGUGGAAGAGAGACUCAGCUGGACAGCAAGUGUUGCACCCAGUGUCCAAACUGCCAGUUUUGCAGUUUGUGUCCAUCAAGAGGAGAGACUGUGGGGAAUGGGCCAUCCCAGGGGGUAUGGUAGACCCGGGGGAGCUGGUGUCCCUCACCCUGCAGCGUGAGUUCUCAGAGGAGGCUCUGAACUCCCUGGCAGCUUCCCCCCAGGACAGAGAGCGGAUCCACGAGCGCAUCACUCAGCUGUUCAACUCGCCGGGUCUGGAGGUUUAUAAGGGCUAUGUAGAUGACCCAAGAAAUAAUGACAACUCUUGGAUGGAAACGGUUGCUGUCAACUUCCAUGAUGAUACUGGUAACAGUGUGAGCGAGCUCCCAUUGCAAGCGGGCGAUGAUGCCGGGCAAGUCCACUGGAUCGACCUUGACUCCGUCCUAUCCCUCUAUGCAAGCCACUCCCAGUUCUUGGAGGUGGUCGCCAAGGAGAGGCAUGCUCACUGGUAACCAAGGAAACUGUCCUCACGUUCAAGAGGAUUGGCCGGAGCAAGGCCCUGCAGCAUUAUCACUAUGUUUUGGCAUCAUGGCCUUGGUCAGGGAGUAACGAAACAAUGAGAGCAUGUCUUCUUUUGAACAAAUCAUGUUCCCAUCAGCCCUGAUUAGAGGGAGUGGUUACAGAGUAACCACAUACCACAUAGUAAACAGUGAAAAGCAAUAGGUAAUAUACAUUCUAAAUAUAUAUAUAUACACUAUCAAAAUGCAUAUUUGAGGUUAGAAGCAGUAGAAAGGUCUAAGUAGUUAUGGCCUUUUUAUUUCACCAUUAUUUUACCAGGUAGGCGAGUUGAGAACAAGUUCUCAUUUACAACUGUGACCUGGCCAAGAUAAAGCAAAGCAGUGUGACAAAAACAA
Messenger RNA from Oncorhynchus tshawytscha (Chinook salmon), 1717 nucleotides. RefSeq names its product nudix (nucleoside diphosphate linked moiety X)-type motif 9. The transcript has 8 exons. The coding region runs from base 272 to 1315 and encodes 347 amino acids. The record is from RefSeq and is a predicted model, not a curated record. Lineage: Eukaryota; Metazoa; Chordata; Actinopteri; Salmoniformes; Salmonidae. Gene Ontology annotation, molecular function: ADP-ribose diphosphatase activity.